AUGUCAGACAACAGAUCUAGUUUUCUUCAUAUUGGAGACAUUGUGUCGCUUUACGCGGAAGGCACUGUCAAUGGCUUCAUCAGUACAUUGGGGCUUGUUGAUGACAGGUGUGUGGUGCAGCCGGACGCAGGAGACCUGGCCAUUCCGCCCAAAAAGUUCAGAGACUGCCUGUUCAAGGUAUGUCCGAUGAACAGGUACUCGGCUCAGAAGCAGUUCUGGAAGGCCAAACAGGGCAAACAAGGCAACAACUACACAGAAGCAGACCUAUUCAAGAAGUUACAGCAUGCAGCAGAACUGGAACAGAAGCAAAACGACACCGAGAAUAAGAAGCUGCUUGGAGAGGUGGUCAAGUACAGUAACGUCAUCCAGCUUCUGCAUAUUAAAAGUAACAAGUACCUGACGGUGAACAAGCGUCUGCCGGCGCUGCUGGAGAAGAACGCCAUGCGUGUGUCUCUGGACCCAUCCGGCAAUGAGGGCUCUUGGUUCUACAUCCAGCCCUUCUGGAAGCUCCGCAGCGAGGGUGAUAAUGUGGUGGUGGGAGACAAGGUGGUCCUGAUGCCUGUGAACGCAGGACAGCCUCUCCACGCCAGCAACAUUGAGCUGCUAGACAACCCCGGCUGCAAGGAGGUGAACGCUGUGAACUGCAACACCAGCUGGAAGGUCACUCUGUUCAUGAAGUUCAGUGACUACAGAGAGGAUGUCCUCAAAGGAGGUGAUGUGGUGCGUCUGUUCCACGCCGAGCAGGAGAAGUUCCUGACAUGUGACGAGUACAGGAAUCAGCAGCACAUCUUCCUCAGGACCACCCUGCGACAGUCUGCCACCUCCGCCACCAGCUCCAAAGCACUCUGGGAAAUAGAGGUUGUGCACUACGACCCCUGCAGAGGGGGUGCUGGCCAGUGGAACAGCCUGUUUCGCUUCAAACACCUGGCCACUGGGAGCUACCUGGCUGCAGAGAUGAAUCCUGAUUUUCGGGAUGAGAGUUUGGAUUCUAAAGCAGAGGUGAGUCAGACGGAGAUGGAUACAGUGUACUCCCAGAGGAAGCAUCAGGCUGCAGAGAAGAUAGCCUACACCCUGGUGUCUGUGCCCCAUGGCAACGACAUCGCCUCUCUGUUUGAGCUGGACGCCACCACGCUGCAGAGGGCUGACUGUCUGGUGCCCAGGAACUCUUAUGUACGGCUGAGGCACCUGUGUACCAACACCUGGGUGACUAGCACCAACUUUCCCAUCGACACUGAGGAGGAGCGCCCCGUCAUGCUCAAGAUUGGCACUUGCCGUACGAAGGAGGACAAGGAGGCAUUUGCCAUUGUCUCUGUUCCCCUGUCUGAGGUCCGAGACCUGGACUUUGCUAACGAUGCCAACAAGGUCCUGGAGUCGACCGUGAGGCAGCUGCAGUGUGGCAACAUUGCUCAGAACGAUAGGAGGUUUGUGACCAAGCUGUUGGAGGACCUGAUCUUCUUUGUGUGCGAGGUCCCCAACAACGGUCAGGACGUACUGUCUGUGGUCAUCUCUAACCCGAACAGAGAGAGGCAGAAACUAAUGAGGGAACAGAACAUUCUAGCCCAGAUUUUUGGUAUUCUGAAGGCCCCGUUCACAGACCAGGGGGAGGGUCCCAUGCUGAAGCUGGAGGACUUGGGGGACCAGCGCUACGCUCCCUUUAAGUACAUGCUGCGGCUGUGCUACCGAGUGUUGCGCCACUCCCAACAGGACUACCGCAAGAACCAGGAGUACAUAGCCAAGAAGUUCUCCAUCAUGCAGUCUCAGAUCGGUUAUGAGAUCCUGGCGGAGGACACCAUCACUGCCCUGCUCCACAACAACCGCAAGCUGCUGGAGAAACACAUCACAGCCAAGGAGAUCGAGACCUUCGUCAAUCUGCUGCGUCGCAACCGAGAGCCCAGGUUUCUGGACUACCUGUCAGACCUGUGCGUGUCCAAUAAGACGGCCAUCCCAGUGACACAGGAGCUCAUCUGUAAAUUCAUUCUGAACCCCGCCAACGCUGAGAUCCUCAUCCAGACCAAGCUCAUCCCCAGCAUGGAGACUACCUUGCAGUCGUCCAUGCUGCAGGAGGACACCGAGGAGGAAGAGGAGGUGUGGCUCUACUGGAUUGACAGCCACAAGGAGCCACACGGCAAGUCCAUCCGCCACCUGGCCCAGGAUGCAAAGGGCAACCACAAGCUGGACACUGACGUCAUCACCUACUACAGAUACCAGCUCAACCUGUUUGCCAAGAUGUGUCUGGACCGCCAGUACCUGGCCAUCAACCAGGUGUCCAGCCAGCUGCCCGUGGACCUGAUCCUGCGCUGCAUGUUUGACGAAUGCCUGCCCUACAACCUGCGCGCCUCCUUCUGCCGCCUCAUGCUGCACAUGCACGUGGACCGCGAGCCCCAGGAGGCAGUGGUGGCCGUGCGCUACGCCCGCCUCUGGACCGAGAUCCCCUCCAAGAUCACCAUCCACGAGUAUGAGUACGAGUUCACUGACACCUCCAGAGAGGAGAUGAAGAGGAAGUUUGCCCCCACCAUGGAGUUUGUAGAGGAAUACCUCAAAGACGUGGUCAGCCAGCCCUUUCCCUUUGGAGACGAAGAGAAGAAUGAACUGACUCUGGAGGUGGUGCACCUGGCCCGUAACCUGGUUUAUUUUGGCUUCUACAGCUUCAGUGAGCUGCUGCGUCUCACACGCACCCUGCUGGCCAUCCUGGACUUUGUCCAGCACCCGCUUAACGACAUGGCCGAGCUCAGCAAGAGCCCCGAGGCAGGGAACAACGUGUUUCGUACCAUCCACGGUGUGGGAGAGAUGAUGACUCAGAUGGUGCUGAGUCGAGGGCACGUCCAGCCUCACCACCUCCCGAACACACCCCCGUCCCUUCAGGACAGAAAACAACCACUCUGUCUGACAGACAACGAGGAUGUCAUGGUCAUGGACACCAAGCUCAAAAUCAUUGAGAUUUUACAGUUUAUUCUGAGUGUGCGACUGGACUAUAGGAUCACCUACCUGUUGUCCAUCUAUAAGAAAGAGUUUGGGGACAGUAAUCUACCGGACAGCUCUAUGUCAUUGUCUGAAUUUCCCUCCAUGUCAGUUUCAGAUCCAGACAUUGAUGAGAUUGCAGCCAAAGCAGAGACAAUGUUUGCUGGAAGUUCAGAGUGUAGUGCUGUGGAGCUGGAUGACGAGGGAGGCAGGACCUUCCUGAGGGUACUGAUCCAUCUCAUCAUGCAGGACUACACCCCGCUGGUGUCCGGCUCGCUGCAGCUCAUGUUCAAACACUUCAGCCAGAGAGCCGAGGUCCUACAGGCCUUCAAACAGGUGCAGUUGCUGGUUUCGGAGCAGGAUGUGGAGAACUACAAGCAGAUCAAGACUAACCUGGACCAGCUCAGGCUGGCGGUGGAGAAGUCUGAACUGUGGGUGGAGAAGAGUGGAGGCUACGGCAGUGAGGACAUAGGAGACAGCCAGGUCAAGGAGCAGACCAUGGAGGAGGCGGGCAUCCUGAGUCCAGUACAGGAUGGGGAUGUGAAGCCUCAUAUAGACAGCAACAAAGCUAACAACUACAACAUCGUCAAAGAGAUCCUGCUGCGGCUCAGUAAGCUGUGUUACCCCAGUAAGAAGAGUUGUGUGCAGCAGCAGAGGCUGCUGAAGAACAUGGGGGCUCACUCUGUGGUGCUGGACCUGCUCCAGAUACCUUAUGAGAAGAGUGAUGAGAAGAUGAAUGAGAUCAUGACACUGGCCCAUGUAUUCCUGCAGUACUUCUGUAGAGGCAACAGCCAGAACCAGGCUCUGCUCCACAAAUACCUCAACCUGUUCCUUACACCAGGGCUCCUGGAGGCUGAGACCAUGCGCCACAUCUUCAUGAACAACUUCCACCUGUGCAACGAGAUCAGCGACCGCGUGGUCCACCAUUUUGUCCACUGCAUCGAGACGCACGGCCGACACGUCCAGUACCUCAAGUUCCUCCUGACCAUCGUCAAGGCCGACGGGAAGUACGUGAAAAAGUGCCAGGACAAGGUCAUGACCGAGCUGGUGAACGGUGGCGAGGACGUGCUGGUGUUCUACAACGACCGCUCCUCCUUCCCGGUGCUGUUCCAGAUGAUGUGCUGCGAGAUGGAGCGUAGGGACGAGGGCGGCGCCCUGGCCUACCACAACACUCUGGUAGAGCUCCUCGCUGUCUGCACCGAGGGCAAGAACGUAUACACCGAGCUGAAAUGUAACUCCCUGCUGCCCCUCGACGACAUUGUCAAAGUGGUCACCCACGAAGACUGCAUCCCUGAGGUGAAGACGGCUUACGUGAACUUUGUAAACCACUGCUACGUGGACACUGAGGUGGAGAUGAAGGAGAUCUACACCAGCCACCACAUCUGGAAGCUUUUUGAGAACUUCCUGGUGGACAUGGCACGGGUGUGCAACAGCACCACGGACCGUAACCAUGCCAACAUUCCCCUGGAGAGGUACGUGACGGAGACGGUGAUGGCCAUCGUCAAGGGCUUCUUUAGCUCCCAGUUCCCUGUCAACAACUCCAACCUGCAGACCCACCAGCCCAUCUUCAUCCAGCUGCUCCAGUCCUCCUUCAGGAUCUAUAACUGCACCUGGAUCAGCUCGGCCCAGAAGAACAACAUCGAGGGCUGCAUCAAAACACUGUCUGACGUGGCUAAGGCGCGUGCCAUAGCCAUCCCGGUGGAUCUGGACAGCCAAGUGAACACUCUGUCUCUGAAGGCCCACACCUACAGGGUGGAGCGUGCCGUAAAGGACUGGAGGACCUCAGCACGCACCCGGGUCCGCAAGGAGAUUCUGGGAGUGCCUGACUACAAGAGCAUCAUCGAGAAGCUGCAGGGUGUGGUGGCGUGUCUAGAGGAGCAGUUCAGUCCUAUGGUGCAGGCUGAGUUCUCUGUGUUGGUGGAUGUACUACACAGCCCUGAGCUGCUGUUCCCAGAGGCUGCCAGACUGCGCUGUGAGAGCGGGGCCUUCAUGUCCAAACUGAUCAAACACACCAAGAAGCUGAUGGACAAGGAGGAAAAGCUGUGCAUUAAGAUCCUGCAGACACUCCGAGAGAUGCUGGACAAGAAGGAGGCCUUUGAUGAGCCUGGAAACGUGUUAAGGAAGAUUCUCCUCACUCGCUACUUUGGAAAUCAAAGGCUUCACUCCAAAUCAGAGUUUGGGAGCGGGAACAGCUCAGCUGGAGGUGGCUCUUUGGUGCAGGACUCUGACAAGUUGAGCAGCAGCAUGGUAGAUAUCCAGUGUCUGCUAGACAGUGAGGGAGCCUCAGAGUUGGUCAUAGACCUUAUCGUCAGCACCAAGAACGACCGCAUGUUCGAGGAGAGCAUCCUGCUAGGCAACGCCCUGCUCCAGGGGGGAAACACUCAGAUACAGAACUCGUUCUACCACCAGCUGCACAAGCAGAAGAAGUCGGAGCACUUCUUCAAGGUGUUCUACGACCGCAUGCGUCUGGCCCAGCAGGAGAUCCGGGCCACUGUGUCCGUCAACAUGUUCGAGGUCGGCACCUGCAGGAAGAGAGACGAGGACGUCGACGUCAGUCACAGUGGCAUCCGUCUCAGGAAAACACCAAAAGACUCUUCCCUGCACAUGAUAGACAACAUGCGUGGCCAGUUGAACGAGGCGUCCUCGGCCACCUCCAAGGCCUUUGUCUCCUUCCGGAAGGAGCGGGACACGGACCUGGAGGUCCUGGAGGGCCAGGCCGGUGAGGGGCCCGGGGGAGGGGCCGAGGAGAGGGAGGAGGAGACCCAGAUGAGCCGGGCCAUCACCAUCAUGAAGCCUAUCCUGCGCUACCUGCAGCUGCUCUGUGAGAACCACAACAGGGACCUGCAGAACUUCCUGCGGAACCAGCACAACAAGACCAACUACAACCUGGUGUGUGAGACGCUGCAGUUCCUGGACAUCAUGUGUGGCAGCACCACUGGAGGCCUGGGUCUGCUGGGCCUCUACAUCAACGAGGGCAACGUGGACUUGGUCCGGCAGACCCUGGAGACCAUCACAGAGUACUGCCAAGGACCCUGCCACGAGAACCAGUCCUGUAUAGCCAAGCACGAGUCCAACGGAAUCGACAUCAUCAUAGCUCUAAUAGUCAACCCCGUCAACCCUUUAGGGAAGCAUCGACUGGACCUGGUGCUGGAACUCAAGAACAAUGCCUCCAAGCUGCUGCUGGCAAUCAUGGAGAGUCGCCAUGACAGCGAGAAUGCCGAGAAGAUCCUUUACAAGAUGAGGCCAAUGGAGCUGGUGGAUGUGAUGAAGGAGGCAUAUGCCCAGGGGCUGGAAAGUGAGGCUGAGGAGAACGCUAUAGGAGACCAGAUCAAACCUAAAGACGUAGGACACAACAUCUACAUCCUGGCCCACCAGCUGGCCAGACACAGUAAGUUCCUGCAGCAGAGCUUGAGGCCGCCAGCGACGGGGCUAUUGCUGAGCCAUAAAAUAGAGGGAGAAGACGCCCUCGGUUACUAUGCCAACCACACCGCUCAGAUAGAGAUUGUGCGUCACGACCGCACAAUGGAGCAAAUAGUGUUCCCAGUGCCCAACAUUUGUGAGUACCUGACAGAGGAGUCCAAAACGCGCGUGUUCACCACCACCGAGAGGGACGACCAAGGCAGCAAGGUCAAUGACUUCUUCACGCAGUUCGACGACCUCUACAACGAGAUGCGCUGGCAAAAGAAGAUACGCAAUAACCUUGCUCUGUUCUGGUUUUCUCGGCACAUCUCUCUGUGGGGAAGCAUCUCUUUCUACCUGGCAGUGCUGGUCAAUGUGGCCGUGGCUCUCUUCUACCCCUUCGGUGACGACGAAGAUGAAGGCAUCCUGCCCCCCUUUGUAUCCAUCCUACUGUGGGUGGCGUUGGUGGUGUGUACCACCAUGCUCUUCAUCCUUCCCAAACCAGGGAGUGUCCGGCCCUUCCUGGUCUCUAUUAUACUGCGCUCCAUCUACACACUGGGCCUGGACCCCACCCUGUUGCUACUGGGCGCCGCCAACCUCCUCAAUAAGAUUGUGUUCCUGGUGAGCUUUGUGGGCAACCAGGGGACGUUCACACGGGGCUACAAGCCGGUGGUCAUGGACAUGCCCUUCCUCUACCACGUGGGCUAUGUCAUCGUCUGUAUGCUGGGCCUCUUCGUCCACGAGUUCUUCUACAGCUUCCUGCUCUUUGAUCUGCUGAACCGCGAGGAGACCCUGCUGAAUGUGGUCAAGAGUGUGACGCGUAAUGGGCGCUCCAUCGUCCUCACGGCUGUACUGGCCCUCAUCCUGGUCUACCUCUUCUCCAUCGUGGGCUUCCUCUUCCUCAAGGACGACUUCCGCAUGGACGUGCAACGUCUGCCAGUGAUGGCAGGGGAGGACGAUGGGACGGAGCGUGUGUGUGACACUCUGCUGAUGUGUAUCGUGACGGUGCUGAACCAGGGCCUGAGGAACGGAGGGGGAGUGGGAGAUGUGCUGAGGAAACCUUCCAAAGACGAUCCUCUGUUUGUGGCCCGUGUGGUGUAUGACCUGCUGUUCUUCUUCAUCGUCAUCAUCAUCGUCCUCAACCUCAUCUUCGGCGUCAUCAUCGAUACGUUCGCUGACCUGAGGAGCGAGAAGCAGAGGAAGGAGGAGAUACUGAAGACCACCUGCUUCAUCUGUGGGUUGGAGAGGGAUAAGUUUGACAACAAGACGGUGUCCUUUGAGGAGCACAUCACGUCGGAACACAACAUGUGGCACUAUCUGUACUUCCUGGUUCUAGUGAGGGUGAAGGACCCCACAGAGUACACCGGCCCAGAAAGCUACGUGGCCCAGAUGAUCAAGGAGAAGAACCUGGACUGGUUCCCCCGGAUGCGGGCCAUGUCUCUGGUGAGCAGCGAGGGGGAGAGUGAGCAGAACGAGAUGCGCUCCCUACAGGAGAAACUGGAUGGCACCGUCAAACUAGUGUCCCUGCUGUCUUCCCAGCUGUUCGAGCUAAAGGAGAAGAUGACAGAGCAAAGGAAGAAUAAACAGAGGCUGGGCUUCCUGGGGACUCAUGGAGUCAACAACCACCAUAUCCCAGCACACUGAGGGGCCCGGUGCCCCCUUAUCACAGAGAACUCUGCUGGAGCUACACACAGUAACCACACUAACACACACACACACACAAUGUUAUCUGUUUUAUGGAGCCUUUACUCAAACAGUGCCUUGUAUUCAACGCAAUCAGUGCCUCGUUCUUAGACUGAGUCCUCAGACGACUCACCCAGCAUCACCCUCCCACAUAGAACAGUACAGUGAUUUGUGCCUUUAGAACAACACAAGCUGCACAGUCAUUCUGAUCAUCCCAUAUAAGUCCUUCUGCUCUAUGAGUGAGACUGAAUGAGAUGCCAGGCAUGUGUCACUAUGCCAGGCUGCAGCAGACUGACUGCAGCCUGGAGGUCAAGGAAGAGGGUUAAAGGUUAAGCACUGUGGCCCUGUGGGCAGCCACACUCUUCCUUCAGUAUUCUCAGUGCACUGUGUCUGUCUGACAGAUGAAGACAGAGACUGGGCUAUACCCAGGUCAGGUAUUGGUACAUUGGGUGGUUGGUGUUGUUCAACUCUGUUUAGACUUUGGAGGGGUUGCUCCUUGUAUUAUUGAAUAGCCCUUUUGGGAAAGGGUAUACGUGUAAUGUUAAGGUAAAGUAUUUUCUUCCUAGCCUGGUCCCAGAUCUGUUUGUGCAGUCUUGCCAACUCCUAUGACAAUGAUAAUAUGAGUUGGCAAGACCGCACAAACAGAUCUGGGACCAGGCUAUCUAUUCUCUUUUGUUUUGUUUUAAUAUGACCUGUUAACUCAUGAAUGUGGAGAAUAAAUGUAGUAGAAAUGGAUAAACUUACCGCAUGGCUGACUUAUGUGGGAGCAUUGCUUCAUCAUCUUAAUCAUAAUGACCGGGAUAGUCAAUGUUCUCAGUGGCCUGCACUUUUUUUUAUUUUUUUAUAUAUAUAUAUAUUUUUUUUGUUAACAUACAACUGGAGAAACGGACUUGCCUGUGACAAUACUUUUUGGCUGACACUUUACUUGAACUAGCCGCAAUAAUGCUUCAUAGCUGUGUCAUAAACAUGUAGUAAAGAUUAAUUGCAAAUGUCAUUUCAUUUCUAAAGGAUAUACUAUGACAAUGUUGUGACACAUAUAUUUACAUAUUGCAGUAGUUGGCCUCCUACUGUGAAGCUUCAAGACAUGUUAAAGACGCUGUUACGGCGCUGAGUUCAAGUAAAGUAUUACCGCCUUAACUCUCAAAGAAGUGUCAUCCAUGAUAAUGCAAUCGCUGCACUCCAUUACGUGCCUUUCUACAAAUGUUGUACAUAGUCUAGAAAUAACGCAAUGAAAAAAUGUAGAUGAAGAUAAUCUGAUUAUCUAUGUGGAAUUUACUUGAAAGUCCUUGUGAUUCAAAGUCUUAUAUUGGUACAGAAUGUAUUCACCACUGUCUAAAGAUAAUGUGCUUGUGUACAAUACAGUAGAUAGGUCGUACCACGAAAUGAGUCCCUUUUGGGUACUAUAACUUGCUGAAAAAACCCAUUCUGUCAUUAAGAGUACAUGUUCAACUUAAUUAAAAAAACAUGUUGUCCCAUUUCAAGAGGUUAAAUAAAAAAAUGACUGUGGUAAGUGCCUAUUAUGUACCAAAUAAAAUAGCAGGGUUGGCCGUAACAGGGUUGACCGUAGCAGAGUUGGCUGUAACCGGGUGAUUUAGCCUUAAAUCAGGCAUAAAUCCCUUUGUUACAGGGGGAAUGGAAGCUUGUUGUAUGCAACAGGGAGUGACAAUUGAAUGCAAGCUUCACAAAUGUGUUUUAAUUGUUUAAACAUUUCUAUCCAGUCCAUCUAUGGGUAACGGGGUUGACGUGUUAUGCACGACCCACUCGGUUUUCCACCACAAAACACCAGAAAAUGAUCAAAAGAAAACAACCAGCUCAACUGCUUUUACAGUAUGAUUUGACUAGUAGAUGUUGAAAGUUACUUUUGAGAAAAUUAUUAAACUCAUAUUACCAUGUUAAAAUGAGAGUUCAGUUCACGGAACGGGGUUGACCUUUAAAAUGAGGGCAUGGUUUUUUACCUUUAAAAUGAACCACGAAUCGCCUGAAAUUAACCAUUUUCAGAAAGGACUGUGAAAGCAACAAAAUAUCGAGGGCUUUAGAGUGAUGGAGACAAUUUGGAAACAGUUUGUGAUCAAGUGGGUCAAAAUCUUCCUAGGAGUCACAGAGGGGACAUGUCAAAAUGCUGAAUUUAUUCAUAUAAAAAAUCUGAUUUAUUGAAUUGUCCAUAUGUGGUCUAUAUUAAAUGGCACUUCAUUUAAUAUAGAAUUUAAAUUCAAAAUUGGUUCACAAUUUCUAUUAAGGGACGAAAAAGGGACUCAUUUCAUGGAAUGACCCAGAAACAGUCACUCAUGUUGAUAAAGAUGUUGCAUAAUACUGUACUCAUGGGCGUGUUUCCCAAAUGGCCCCCUAUUCCAUAUGGACCGGGACAUAGCCAUGGAACUCAAUCUCCAUACUGUAUUCAUUCUGUUUUUUUGUACUCAGCCAUGUAAAGUCAUCUCACUCAGUCAAAUGGAAUGCAAUUCAAUAUAUGUGUAAAAGUUUUAAUCUCGCAUAAUCACAUAACAGUAUGUAUGCACUCCAGAGUGGAAUGCCCUUUGACAGUUUUCUCUAAACAGAUCGUGUAUUUCAUGUUGUUGAGCUGUUAUAAUGUAAUAAAUCUAUGAUAAGAUAAGAA
This is a messenger RNA of Oncorhynchus nerka (sockeye salmon), 10651 nucleotides long. Its product is annotated as inositol 1,4,5-trisphosphate receptor type 2-like. Lineage: Eukaryota; Metazoa; Chordata; Actinopteri; Salmoniformes; Salmonidae. Bases 1 to 8001 code for a protein of 2666 amino acids. The transcript is spliced from 56 exons. The record is from RefSeq and is a predicted model, not a curated record. Gene Ontology annotation, biological process: calcium ion transmembrane transport. Gene Ontology annotation, cellular component: endoplasmic reticulum; membrane. Gene Ontology annotation, molecular function: inositol 1,4,5-trisphosphate-gated calcium channel activity; inositol 1,4,5 trisphosphate binding.